CCAGCAGCAGAAAUCUGUUGCAGGUCGGUGGCAGGGAGUCAGGAGAGGCUGUCACUAGAGCAACCCCCGUGACGGUCACUGGUGUGUGAGCACAGCUGGAACCCAAGGUAGGCACACAGCCCGUGUCACUCUUGUUCCCUGCAACCCUUGGCCAAGUUUUACCUCCUCCACCGCCUUCCCAUCGGCAGCGCCCUCUACCUGCCACACCCGGCAUAGCAGAAUGGAUCCCUGCUGGCCGUUUCUUCCCUGCUAGGAAGGGCCCCUCCCGGGAAAGCCUGUGCUGGCACGCGAGUGACCAGCUGCUUGCCGCCUGCUGGCUGCCGGCGUCGCCCUCCCUGGCAGGUGCAUCUGGCCCAAGAAGCUUCUGCGGCUUCAGAGAUGGAGGGAGGCCGCUGGAGGGUCUCCCUGCUGGUGCUGAUGGCCCUGACCCUGGUGGCCAAGCUGGGCCACUUCCAGAGAUGGGAGGGGUUCCAGGAGAAGCCGAUGAGCAAAAAGAACAUGAACUCGACGCUCAACUUCUUCAUCCAGUCCUACAACAACAACAGCAACGACACCUACCUGUUCCGGGUUCAGAAGCUCAUCCGGAGUCAGAUGCAGCUGACCACGGGAGUGGAGUACAAGGUCACGGUCAAGAUCGGCCGCACCAAAUGCAAGAGGCAUUCCAAGAAGAGCUCUUCCUGUCCCCUGCAAAGCAAGAAGCUGAAGAAGAGUUUGAUUUGCGAGUCUCUGAUAUACACGGUGCCCUGGAUGAAGUAUUACCAGAUGUGGAACAACUCCUGCCUGGAAGACUGAGCGCUGUCAGGAAGUUCUGGGAGGCCCCAGACAGCUGCGUGGUCCCCUGUGUCAUAAAAUCCUAAAGGACA
Oryctolagus cuniculus (rabbit) is the source of this 863-nucleotide messenger RNA. NCBI's taxonomy places the organism in Eukaryota, Metazoa, Chordata, Mammalia, Lagomorpha, Leporidae. The record is from RefSeq and is a predicted model, not a curated record.